Messenger RNA from Aspergillus homomorphus CBS 101889, 1506 nucleotides. RefSeq names its product cytochrome P450. Gene Ontology annotation, molecular function: oxidoreductase activity, acting on paired donors, with incorporation or reduction of molecular oxygen; iron ion binding; heme binding. The coding region runs from base 1 to 1506 and encodes 501 amino acids. The record is from RefSeq and is a predicted model, not a curated record. Lineage: Eukaryota; Fungi; Ascomycota; Eurotiomycetes; Eurotiales; Aspergillaceae. The transcript is spliced from 3 exons.
AUGCUCUCGACAUUCGUCAUCUGCGUUUUGCUUCUGCUGUUCGGGUCCGUCUUUCUCCGGAUGGUGCUGGACUACACCCAAGAUAGCCGAGAACCGCCGCCGGUUGACUUGUCUAUGCCCUUCAUCGGUCCCAUUCUUCGCAUGGGCUGGACGGGCUUCGACUACUAUAGGAAGCAUCGCAGCCAGUUCCCCAUCUACACGAUCCGUCUACCAGGCAUACGGCUGUAUGUGGUCAACUCCACCUCCCUUAUCUCGGCUGUGCAGCAUCACCCUCGAACCCUCUCCUUCUCCCCGAUCCUGGCCCGAGUUGCGGCCACCUUGAUCGGUGCCAGCGACUCUGGUUGCAAAGUGCUGGGAGAUGAUGAGGAGAACGGCUUCAUUCGCAGAUUCCAUGAUUUCAAUCUGUCCAAUCUGUCCACCGGGCCCGGUUUAGAGGUCAUCCGGACGAGUUUCUGGGAGCUCGUCACCUCAUCUCAAUCCCGCCAAUUCGUCGAGUCUCCCGGGUUCACCGGCCUGUAUCAAUGGAUCUCCCACGAGGUCAUUAUGGCCACCUCCCAAUCCAUGUACGGAGCUCAGAGCCCGUUCCGAGAUCCUGCAACUCGCACAGCCUGGAAAAAGUAUCAAUCGGGCGCAACGCGACUUACCACCGGAUGCAUCCCGUCCAUCAUCGCGAGGCAGGCGCUUCGUGCGCGCGAAAGGGUGGUUCGGUCUUUUGAGCAGUACUACCGCGAACGGGGAUUCGAGCACGAGGAAGCCUCACCAUAUAUCAACGACCAAUAUCACAUCUUCUCCAAGAGUGGGUUGUCAGACGCGGACAUUGCCAAGACACAGGCGGCCUUCAGCAUUGCCCUUCUGGGCAAUACAAUCCCGGCCACGUUCUGGCUUGUCUACCACAUUUUCUCCAGCCAGACCAUCCUACACGACUGCCGCAAGGAGCUGGAUGCUGCCCUCCUACAGGCUGGACGGCGGGAUAGCGACGGCCGCCCCACCCUCGAUCUAAUGAGCCUGGAGCGAGCUUGUCCGAUCCUCGCGUCCACCUUCAAGGAGACCCUGCGCACGCACUCUAUGGGCACGUCCGUUACCCAAGUGAUCGAAGAUCAAGUGAUUGAUGGCCGGUACCUCUUCAAGAAGGGCGCCAUGGUCCUGAUCCCCGCGAUCAUCCAGCACAGCGAUCCCACGGUCUGGGGCGACGACGUGCAUUCGUUCGAUCACCGCCGGUUCGUGCGCGACAACAUUGGUAACGAUCGGAAAGGAAGUCAUAACCCGGUGGGAUUCCGGGUCUUCGGCGGGGGACGGACGUUGUGUCCCGGUCGCCAUGUCGCCACGUCUAUGAUUCUCGGGUUUGCAGCCAGUACCAUUCUCAAUUUCGACCUGCAGCCCCGCAGGGGUCAAUGGGUGAUGCCGACGGUCAAGAACUCCCCCUUGGGCGUGGCCAUCGCGCAGCCCGAUGAGGAUUUUGACGUUGAAUUUCGCUGCCGGAAAACGGAGGGGAAGAUGUCUGCGUAA